Planococcus citri (citrus mealybug) is the source of this 1681-nucleotide messenger RNA. RefSeq lists its product as uncharacterized. NCBI's taxonomy places the organism in Eukaryota, Metazoa, Arthropoda, Insecta, Hemiptera, Pseudococcidae. Bases 180 to 1544 code for a protein of 454 amino acids. The record is from RefSeq and is a predicted model, not a curated record. The transcript has 8 exons.
AACAAUACGUACGCUGAUAACAGUAUAAACAUUGAACUUUAAAAUGAAAUGAUUACAGGCUUUGUAAUGACAUAAAAAUUUUGAAUCGUUGAUUUUCAUUUUUCUAGUACUGUCUAAUUCCAUAAUGUACGAUUUCAAAUAUUGAGUGAUACUUUGUUCGUUGUAAUUAGCAUGUAAAGAUGUUUCAAACCGAGUUUUGUGGAUUAGAUUAUAACUUCGUUGUUUCUUGGGACUUGAAAAAUCAUGAAAAAUUUCAAGAUCCCAUUUUCAAAAAUGACUUUUCUAGCUGCCAAGAUAUCCUGAAUAAACUGACUGAAUUAUGCGUUAAUCUUUCGAGCUAUUCUUCCGAGUAUGUAGAAUGCUUGAAAAACGUUUAUGGAUCUGCUAGCUUUGAUCAAUGGCAGAGUAAUUUGAGCAAAAACAAUCCCAGUAUUAAGUUUACGUUGAAAAAUCAACAGAAUGAACACCGUUUAGAAGAGAUAUCAUUGCUUCGUCAACGUAUUAAACGAUUAACUCGUGAAAAAGAAGAAUUAGUUGCCGAACACGAAAAUCUGAUGUUUAAAGAGCAGAAUGAUUUCGAUCAGCGUAUCAGAGACGUGAUUAAAUUGAAUCACGCUCGACUAGACUCAGUUAAACGAGGAUUAGAGGAUAAAUACAAUUCGGAGAUAUCGAAUUUAAGAGCUUCUUUUGAGAGUAAAUUUGCGGCAGCAGCUGGUCAGCCAACUAUCGAAGGAAGUUGCCAAUGUAGCAGAAAUACGGUAGAACGUAACCAUUUGACGACUGAAUCCAACAGUGAACAUGUCGAAGCCACGACUUCAACCAAAUUUAGCGAAUCCGGUAUUAACUGUUUCUCAAACGAGGAAAAUCUCAAUAAUUCUGUUGAAAUGUUGGAUUUCCAAAGCGAUCAAAGUCACCAAAAUGAGUCCCACGAUUCGCUUAAUAUCUCGGAUGCAAAACAUGUCACGGAAUCGGAAAGUUCGAGAUGUGGAGAUCACGUUGAAUUAUCUCUGAACCGUAUGGAUAUCGAAGAACGUAAUUCGCAGUACGAGAUAUCGCCGGAGAUGCCUGAACCAGUCAUUGAUGAAAGAUUAUCGAGUGUAGAAAACGUUGAAAAAUUAUUAGCAGAAUUACCAGCGCCACAAACAGAUUAUGACUCGUUCGUAUUUCCGUUUCCUAUCAAACAAGACAUGUUUGAAGAUAGUUUCUGGACGUUUGAAAGAAAAAGGGAUAUGUCUCUGGUGAAUGAAUUGAUUAAGAUUUUCAUGAAUCGUAAAUCUAUGAAGAAAUUACUACCAAUCGGAGGAUUUUCCAAAUAUAAAGAGUAUUGUCACGGAAAUGUGUUUCCAUGUUGGGAAAUUGAUUGUUUGAUCCGUAACAAGAGAUUUCCUACAAUGUUGCAUCGCGACGCUCAUGUUAAAAAAUACCAUCCUGACGGUAGGACGAUAUUCAUUUGCGGUACGUGUCAUUGGCCGGAGUCAACGCAGGAAGCUCUCCACGAGCAUGAAAUGUUCCCUAGCAAAUGUCGAAAACGAAAACGCUGUUAAAUACAAUCGUCAGAAGCUCAAUGUUUGUUUCGCUAUGUCAAUUUUCAAUUUUUUUCAUCAUGUUUUUCUAUCUCAUUGCGCUGUGAUGAUAGUGAUUUUGUAUUUAAGAGUAAAUCAAUACGUUGUGUUCAUUUUAA